CCAUUCCGGAAAUGGGGCGGGGCUACUAGAGCGUCGGCGCACAGUGAACGGAAGUGGCUGUUGGAGACUUUAAGGUGGCUUUAAAUUUCUGCUGUCCGGGGAGCGCACCGUUUUUGUCUGGAGUCGGGCUUAGCGGCGCUGGAUGGCUUUGGACGUGAAGUCUCGGGCAAAGCGUUAUGAGAAGCUGGACUUCCUCGGGGAGGGACAGUUUGCCACGGUUUACAAGGCCAGAGAUAAGAACACCAACCAAAUCGUCGCCAUUAAGAAAUUUUUAUAUAAAGUAGUAAGAGAAUGUUCUUUAACCAGUAUAUCUGCGUAUUGUAUACCUGCUUUACAGGUUAUAAUAAAGGAUAAUAGUCUUGUGUUGACACCAUCACACAUCAAAGCCUACAUGUUGAUGACUCUUCAAGGGUUAGAAUAUUUACAUCAACAUUGGAUCCUACAUAGGGAUCUGAAACCAAACAACUUGUUGCUAGAUGAAAAUGGAGUUCUUAAACUGGCAGAUUUUGGCUUGGCCAAAUCAUUUGGGAGCCCCAAUAGAGCUUAUACACAUCAGGUUGUAACCAGGUGGUAUCGGGCUCCUGAGUUACUAUUUGGAGCUAGAAUGUAUGGUGUGGGGGUAGACAUGUGGGCCGUUGGCUGUAUAUUAGCGGAGUUGCUUCUAAGGGUUCCUUUUUUGCCAGGAGAUUCAGAUCUCGAUCAGCUAACAAGAAUAUUUGAAACUUUGGGCACACCAACUGAGGAACAGUGGCCUGACAUGUGCAGUCUUCCAGAUUAUGUGACAUUUAAGAGUUUCCCUGGAAUCCCAUUGCAACACAUCUUCAUUGCAGCAGGAGACGACUUGCUAGAUCUCAUACAAGGCUUAUUCUUAUUCAAUCCGUGUACUCGAAUUACAGCCACACAGGCAUUGAAAACUAAGUAUUUCAGUAAUCGGCCAGGGCCAACACCUGGAUGUCAACUGCCAAGACCAAAUUGCCCCGUGGAAACCUUAAAGGAGCAGUCACAUCCAGCUAUGGCAACAAAACGGAAAAGAACAGAGGCCUUGGAACAAGGAGGAUUGCCCAAGAAGCUAAUUUUUUAGUAAAAAAGAACACUGGAAAAUAUUUUACUACUGAAGGAAAUAGUACAAAAGGCAUAUAAUGGAAAAAUAAUAAACAUUAAGUAAAUGCUGUAGAAGGUAUUUGUACAUAUUCUACACAUGUAAAAUAUGUAAAACUGUGGGUUAUUUUUAUUAAAUGUAUUUUAAAAUAAAAUUUAAUUCUGGUUUUUCU
Propithecus coquereli (Coquerel's sifaka) is the source of this 1271-nucleotide messenger RNA. RefSeq names its product cyclin-dependent kinase 7 (gene CDK7). Gene Ontology annotation, biological process: protein phosphorylation; positive regulation of transcription by RNA polymerase II. Bases 143 to 1081 code for a protein of 312 amino acids. Gene Ontology annotation, cellular component: transcription factor TFIIH holo complex; transcription factor TFIIK complex; nucleus. The transcript has 10 exons. NCBI's taxonomy places the organism in Eukaryota, Metazoa, Chordata, Mammalia, Primates, Indriidae. Gene Ontology annotation, molecular function: RNA polymerase II CTD heptapeptide repeat kinase activity; cyclin-dependent protein serine/threonine kinase activity; ATP binding. The record is from RefSeq and is a predicted model, not a curated record.